UCUUCUCGACAGGCGCAGCGCCACACUGACGAGCGUUGUAUGACAGAGCGGGACACACCCACAUCACCACCUGCCUUCCCUGCCCACGCCCACGGUCACCACCACGCCCACUCCGCCCACUAGUAUAUAUAUAUAUAUAUCGACCCGUGGGUGAUGGAUGAUGCGGUGAGCGAGGGAGGAACGUGACGCUGAUACGGUGUGGUGUCGUCGCCAGUGUCCUCUACGCCGUCGUCUUUCACCUGUCUCAUUGAUACACAUCUGCUGGACGCCCGGGCAGGUGUGGCUAACGUAUCCUGCACGACAUCUGUGACCUGAGUGUUGUUUCCUGAUUCAGCAAAGAACCUACUUUAGAAUGUGCAGCUCUCAACGCCCAGGAAGAACUUUGUAGAACUCCUGAGAACUUCAUAAAAGCAGCUGUUGUCACAUGAAGAGAAGUGUUGGUGGGGCUACCAGUCCAGGAGCCUUUAGUUUAUUGCGAUCAUUGUGCGUUGUGUAAAGAGUCGUGGAUCACUCGUAUGUGAUAAAAAAUUAUAAUGGCCUUUAUAACAUGUAGCCUUGUGGAAACGAUGUGAAUUAAAAUGGCCUUUUUUUUUUUAAACUAAAGUGUGUGGCCCUAGGAUGACAUCAACCUAAUAUAAUUUUGAAACAAGAAUUAUCGACUAGAAAUCCAUGGGAUUUUCAUGAGAUUGGAACUGGAUUAAUAAUGAAACAUCAAGAUAUAAUGUGGCAGGCACAAGAAUCAUGACAUAUUGUCAGUGAGCAGUCGGGGGAAUGUUAAAAUGUUGACCUCAAUUCCACGAGAAAUAAGUACCUCCGACCUGCCGGGCGAGAGGCCCGACGUUGCCUGGCACACAGUACACUCAGAGCCGGAAAACACCCAGCUCAGAGUGCUCGUGCCAGACUCCUUAGGAACACAGUGCAAUAAUGCAAGAAGAAAAAGAAUGAGGAGAAGAAAUUGUAAGACCUGUCAACUUCCCUGGUAUUCAUAUCAAACUUUCAAGUUCCCUGUGUCUUAUGGUGUGAGAGGGUCACUCGGCCUCCUCACUCACUCUGUAUAUAUGUACAUAAUAGACUGUUGUUUCAUUAUGAUGUCGUUGCUUCGGACUAAAACAGACCUGUCAGCACGAAGCCACCUCUCCUUGUGUGGACUAAAGUUAUUAUGGAGGUGGACUUUCCUGAAACUCAAGCAAUAUAGCAACGCUUAUAGUGUGAUAUUAUAUCUAAUUAUUCUUUGUUCAUUUCCUGUGGCGACUGAGGGCUUUUGCCCUAAUGGCUGUGACUGUGAUGACAGUACUUUGACUGUGAACUGUGAAAACGUGAGCUUAGAGGUGGUACCGAUCCUCCUGAACCCUCGGGUACAGACGAUACUUCUCACCCGAAACAAGAUCCGAGCCCUUUCCCAGUCUCUUGUGUUUUACUCUGACCUGAGGAAACUGGAUAUAUCUGACAAUGAAAUAGACUCGCUAGGAAGAAAGAACUUUAAGGAACAGGAGAAUCUUACUGAGCUUCGGGUGAGUAAUAACAGCAUCAAGGUAGUGGAGGGCACCUCCCUGCAGGGGUUAGUGGGGGUCAAGAUGCUCUAUCUCGACAACAACCAAAUUUCCCACAUUGAGGACGGGGCCUUCAGGGGUCUGGUAAACCUCAGAGAGCUGAACUUAUCAAAAAACAAGAUCAAAAGUUUGAGUGAGAAUAGUCUUAAUGCACUGCCCAACUUACGGACACUAAACUUGAGUGGGAACAAGCUAGGCAGUGUGCCCAGUGUCGGGUUGAGUAAUCUGACCUCUCUGCUCGAGCUGGAUCUAAGUGACAAUCAGAUCUCGCAAGUGCCUGGUCGUGCCUUCGGCGGCGUCACCAGCCUGGCCCGCCUCGUCCUGGAUAAGAACAAUAUCAGUGAAGUUAGUCCGACAGCGUUCUCCAGUCUGUGUGAAUUGCGACGACUCUCCAUCAUCGACAACAGACUCCAGCAGGUCCCCUCCACGGCCCUCAGUGCUCUCCCAGAACUCCAAGAGUUGCAGCUCAGUGGGAACCUCCUCGAGUCACUCCCGGAGGACUGCUUCAAGGGAUUAACUUCCUUGUUGUCAGUAACAGUGUCUCGGUGCCCGCGACUGAGCGCUGUCAGCAGUGAGGCGUUCCUCAGCACGGGUGCCUUAAAAACCUUGGUUCUGAGCCACAACCCUCGCCUGGCAUCCCUCCCCCCUGCGGCCUUGGCCUCGCUGCUAAACCUCCGACAUCUCGACCUCACAGCUUGCGGCCUCCUAUACCUGACGCCCACGCAGCUGCCGCUGCAGCAACUGAAGAGUCUCCGGGUGGCUGGGAAUCCUCUCCACUGCAACUGCUCGCUGGUGUGGCUCUCGAAGCUUACCGCCAACCCAAACACCUCCGUCAUCGUGGACCAACCAGCGUGUGCCAGUCCCCCAGCCCUUUAUGGGGUGUCUGUGCGGGAGCUAGGUGAUGGAGGCGUGGGCUGCGACGGGCGUUUGGGCAUGUGGACCAUCGUCAUAUGCGUGGGCGUGGCCUUGCUGGGCCUGGCUAUAAUCGCCAUCUUUCUGGCGUGUCGCUGGAGGAGGAAGAGGAAGAAGAGGAGAAAGAGGGACAGCCAGGACAAGACGAUAGGCAUGUGGGACGACAUGUGGAGGCCAGGGAACCACAUCUCCACCACCCACCUCCCACCCUUGCCUACCAAUGGUGACUCCACCCUCUACCCUCUCACCACGCCCACCCGCCUGGGGCCGCCCCCACGCCUGCCCCCAGAUCACCCUCUCCACCACCUCAAUUACCACCACCACCAUCAGGGGUGUCUUCAGCAGUGCCCAUACGCCGCCCUCCACCCCGUCUACCACCCGCUCCUCCACCCUGAUCACAACUCCACUCAAACCACCCUAGACACCCCCACGCUCUACGGGGACAGCAGGCAGGACUACACUCCCACUCACGCCUCCACCAUCACCUCCCAAGAGCCGCCCCUCCCACUGUGUGAUCCUCCUCACUGGUACGCUACCAUCGGCGGUGGAGGCGAUGACAGUGGCAGGGAGAGUCGACCUUUGACCCCCCUCGACCUCACUAACAGCCCUCGUAAAGUGCCCGUCACCUACGUCUGAGUAGCGGCAUCACUCACCCAUCUUCCUGACCCCUCCAUGACCUCUCUUGGCUCUUUAUGACCUCAUGACCCCUCCUUACCCUUUAUGACUUUUCCUAACCCUUCAUGACCAUUCUUCCAUAACCUUUUCUCGUCCUUCACCCCCUCUUUUGGCCCUUCAUAACCUCUCUUGACCCUUCCAUAACCUUUUCUCGCCCUCCAUCCCCUCUCUUGACUCGUACAUAACCUUUUCUCGCCCUUCAUCCCCUCUCUUGGCCCUUCAUGACCUCUCUUGGCCAUUCUAUAACCUUUUUUCGCCCUUCAUCACGUCUCUUGACCCUUUAUGUUCAUGACCUCUCUUGAACCUUCCAUGACCAAUCCUAACCCUUCCAAAACCUCUCCUGACCUACACAGUGGGCGUGACAUUGGUGGUAGAGCAAGGAGUGAGUGAAUUAACCAAUGACUUAAUGCUGUAACUCAGCAUUGUCAGCUCAGCGCCCCACAGCGACUGAACUCACAAGGGUACAAUAACUAGCUGGCUCCUGUGACAUACCCGCCUUUCCACCAGGACAACCAAGACAAGUUCCUCUCCAGCGAACGUGUUUCACAUUAUUAUUUUUAUAGUGCAAAGCAUCGACGUUUGUGUGAGUGGCAAAAUGCAGCAUAAUGUACCGACUUUUGUUGGAGAGUGUCAUAACUUGUAAACAAGAGACGUGUUAGAGACUGAACACAGGUGGGUGUGAGUCAGGGCCCGAUGUAGUGUUUAAAACGGCCUCGACACAACUCCCGCUGUUUAAAGAAGUAAUAGCUAGUGUCAUAACACGACUGGAAAGUGAACACUAUCUAUGGAGAAUUUAGAAAAUGUUCCAUUAAGAGACAGUAUCAAAAACCUAACAGAACCAUGCCAGAUGGUGUAAUCCGAGUCUUGAGGGACUGCCGCUGCUGCUUUCACCACCAAGAUACACGGGAGGAAUAACAGAGAAGUCUGGUCAGUCUUGGAGUGUGCGAGUUACAGAAAAUACAUAUCACGCCGAGUGGAGAACAUACUUCUCUUCGUAACAUAAUGCAUAAUGUCGCCUGGUUGUAUUUGGUACUAAUUGAAGCACAGAGCUUAUUAAUCACGACACGAACACGCUCACAGUUUAACAUAUAGGCUAAUUAUACUACAACACCUGAAAUAUGUAUGAUAAUCCUUUAUCCAUUCCAGGAUUUGCAUAUACUGAGAAGGUUCAGCACUUGACUGCAGUGUCAAUCCCUAUGGAACCUCUCCCUAUUUACAUACUGAUUAACUGAUGCUCAUUUGUUUUUUCAUAUGGUUUGUCAGAAAUAAAGAAUUUUCACUACA
Messenger RNA from Homarus americanus (American lobster), 4421 nucleotides. Its product is annotated as platelet glycoprotein V-like. Gene Ontology annotation, biological process: negative regulation of transforming growth factor beta receptor signaling pathway. Gene Ontology annotation, cellular component: plasma membrane; extracellular matrix. The coding region runs from base 780 to 3098 and encodes 772 amino acids. The record is from RefSeq and is a predicted model, not a curated record. Gene Ontology annotation, molecular function: transforming growth factor beta binding. Lineage: Eukaryota; Metazoa; Arthropoda; Malacostraca; Decapoda; Nephropidae. The transcript is spliced from 5 exons.